UUCACGAGACAAUUGGAACACGCUCUACUACAUCGUCUUUAUAGCAGACGACUUAUCAAAGUUUCCCAGCUAAAGGCAAAAGAAUAGUUGUUGUACGCUUUUCUACUGGACAUUCUUUAUGCAUUUUUGAGGAUUUGUGAAACUAGUAUUUUGAAGAAAACAAACUUUAUUGACAUAGUUUAUUCGUAGUAAACAAAGAUACACUGAAAUGUUUUGCUUUUAAAUUCGAAACAACGUUUUACUAAUAUUUUUCACGUGUAUUGACAAACUUUUGUGUUCGUUAACAUGCAUACAAUGACGGACACGUACAUCGAUGUUGAACGGCUCCCGGUAGAUGAGAGCGACAAACAGUUACACCAUGGUGAUCUCCAAUCUCGCAGUCCGAACUACAACCACCGACCUUUUAAUGACAGUGUGGAAAGCGAUUUAACAUCAGGAUCGGAAGAUGAUGAGAGACGGAGAGAAGAAGAAAUGAGACAUGGUUUAUCCAGAAGUAGCACACCAGAACAUCACUUGAAAUCAAUGCAAAAUAAAGAUUCUCCAUUGGAUGACAAAGAAAUUAGAAGAUACAGAACAGCCUUUUCAAGAGAGCAACUAGGCCGACUAGAGAAAGAAUUUCUUAAAGAGAAUUACGUUUCUCGACCUAAAAGAUGUGAAUUAGCAGCAUCAUUGAAUUUAUCUGAGAGCACAAUUAAGGUCUGGUUUCAAAAUCGCCGAAUGAAGGACAAACGCCAAAGAAUGGCCAUGGCCUGGCCGUAUGGGAUUGCUGAUCCCCAUCUCUACGCCUACCUAGCAGCCGCAGCCGCUUCUUAUCCCUACGCAAUGACAUCUCCAACUCCAUACAACUACUAUUCUGGCGUGGGAAUGCCACGAUCACCUAGCGGCAUAACUCCAAUGGGUUUACCAGGCGGAAUGAGACCGACAUUGGAAUCAAUGAACAAUUUAGCUAACUCGUAUCUCAGACCCCCAUCUUUACCAAUCCCUCACCCAAUUCAUCCACAGCCGACGAUGGGUUGCAAUUCCAGGUCACCAUUAGAGCCGAGCUCAGUUUUAAAUCACACUUCACCAUCCACAACUCCUAGUGAAUCAUGUGCUCCUACGUCAUUUUCUACAGUCCCCACGUCAAAUCCGACACCUGUUACUAAAAAUAGCAGCUCUAUUGCACCAAACGGACUAUUCAGACCAUUCCAAUCUGAAGUGGAACGAACAUAAAAUUGUUACAACCCUAACAGUAUUUAAUUAUUUUGUGAAUUUUGCUCAAAUUGUGGUGUUUCUCGUGUUAUUGUGUCAUAUGAACCGACGUUGUGACUAAAAAAACAUUCUUGUGUGAAAAACUAGAUAUACAGAAUUCCGUUGGGAAAAUGUUGAUAAGACUUUUUGUUGACAUUUAUUAGAAAUUUGAAAAUAUUUGAUAAUUUUUUCCCUAUUUUAGAAUUGUGAUAAUUAUUAUAGUGUUGAUUUGAUUCAUUCACUUCUUUCUUCAACCCAUUAAUUCAUCCAUACGAGGGAUUUUCUUCUUUCAUUCUUCCAUUUUCUUCCUUCGUCUAUCCCUCUAUUC
This is a messenger RNA of Patella vulgata (common limpet), 1558 nucleotides long. RefSeq names its product homeobox even-skipped homolog protein 2-like. The transcript is spliced from 3 exons. Gene Ontology annotation, molecular function: DNA-binding transcription factor activity, RNA polymerase II-specific; RNA polymerase II cis-regulatory region sequence-specific DNA binding. Bases 286 to 1212 code for a protein of 308 amino acids. NCBI's taxonomy places the organism in Eukaryota, Metazoa, Mollusca, Gastropoda, Patellidae. Gene Ontology annotation, biological process: regulation of transcription by RNA polymerase II. The record is from RefSeq and is a predicted model, not a curated record. Gene Ontology annotation, cellular component: nucleus.